AUGGUUUAGGAUUUGAGUUCUUUUAUGUUUGUUUAUUUAUAAAUAGUCUCUAUAUAGUUAUGGAAAAUUAAACAACAGAUUUGGUUAAGUAAUCAGAUAUAAUUUUCUCCUAAGGCUCUUUUGCUGCAUUAGGUUUUUUCUCAAUUUUGUAAAAUUUAUUCUAGUUUUUGAUUUGAGAGUAAUCUGGUUCACAAAAUCGUAGGAAAUCUGCUGAAUUGAUUAGCCAGGAACCUCUGUAUCUAAAGGGCGAGGUCGUAUGGAUAUGAUAAGUGAGUUACCUGAUGUGUUGCUCUUGGAAAUACUGUCAUUAUUACCAGCAGAAGAUGUUGCGGCUACGAUGGUUUUGUCAAAACGAUGGAAAUUUCUGUGGAGAUAUGUGCCAAGACUUAAAUAUGAUCACAAUAUGUAUCAAGCUGGUGAACACAGGAGAUUCUCACGGUUUAUUAACACUUCCCUGAAGUUAAACAGAGCUCCGGUUCUAGAAAGUUUUAAUGUCAAAUUUGGUCAAAAGGCUAAUGCUAUAGAUAUUAGAGCAUAUGUGAGAACCGCUAUUAAACGCGGUGUGCGUAAGCUAUAUAUCGAGAUUGAUACUUGUUCUACAAAAACCAUGGAUCCAGUGGUACUUCCAGGUAGCUUGUUUAUAGGCUGUAAAAGGCUUGUGAAUUUGAUGCUAAAAAUGUUGCUCUGAAGGAUUUGCCUUCCUCGAUUUCUUUCCCAUCCCUCAAAAGCCUGGUCCUUGUAUCAGUGAAGUACCCAUCUGACGAAUUUGUCCCGAUGAUUUUAUCUAGUUGUCCUGUUCUUGAAAAUUUGAUGGUUGAUCGAUGCCAGGGUGACAAUGUGGACCUUUUCGUAGUUAGAGUGGCCUCUUUAAAGGUUUUACUACUGCGUAAAUUAUCGGACAUCAAUACUCAUGGGUUUGUGAUAGAUACUCCUUCUUUGGAGCUCUUGGGGAUCGAAGAAGCUACUGGUGGGUUUUGUGGCAUUGAGCAGAAUAUGCCUAAGAUUGAAGCGGCAAAUGUUUAUGUUACUUGUAAUCAUACGGAGCAGAUUAUUUCUUCACUAACUUCACUCGAACAACUUGGAGUUUGUUUAUCACAGGAUGCGUAUCCUGAAGGAACAAUAUUUAACUGGCUUGUACGAUUGCAUCUAUGUACAUGUGAUGCACAGUGGUUGAAUGUACUUAUGCGUUUGCUCAAAGAUUCCCCCAAACUAAGAAUCCUCCGACUAGAACAGUUCCACAGUAAGAAAAUAUAUCCGCGACCGUGCUGGAAAGAACCUAGUCAUGUACCAGGAUGCCUAUUGUCAAGUCUCGAAACCUUUGAAUGGAUGGAAUACGAAGGAACAGAAGAAGAGAUGGAAGUCGCGAGAUUCAUCUUAAGAAACACUAGUCGUUUAAAGAGGGCAGCCUUUUACCCUGAAUCCACAAAUGCUGAAGAAGAACUUGUGAUGUUAAUGGAAUUGUCAAUGUCACCAAGGUGUUCUCCAAUGUGUCAGCUUCAUUUAGGUCCUCGCACUUUUACAAAAACAGACAUUUUUCUUGAUCACCGCUUAAACCGAAGUUUAAAGUUUUAAACUGAUCCUCUUUUUUUCUUUCUUUCUUUAAAUUAGCUGUUGAACUCUUUUUGUUGUAUGAAAACAAGAAAAUUGAUUGAGAAAUCAUAAACCACUUAUAGAUCUGUUCAUUUUUUUGGAUGACUGAAAUAUUCAUAGGUAAAACUAUAACACUUAACUUUGAAAAACUCUUAAAACAAUUUUUUUUUUUUUUUGAAAUAUAGAAUAAAUUAGGAUUUUUCUAAUCCUAAUUUAUUCUAAUCUUGUAAGUUUUCAGAUUCUGAUCGUAAAUAAUUGUUCAAGCUUUGAUUGUAGAAAUGGCAGAUGUGACUUUAAUUUCUUCAAGCAUAAUCCAUUGUUAUUCAAAAAUUUUGUGUUUUAAAUAUUUUUAAUUCUAUCAAAAUAUAGUGUUAUU
This is a messenger RNA of Raphanus sativus (radish), 1966 nucleotides long. RefSeq names its product probable FBD-associated F-box protein At1g32375. The transcript has 3 exons. The coding region runs from base 775 to 1572 and encodes 265 amino acids. The record is from RefSeq and is a predicted model, not a curated record. Lineage: Eukaryota; Viridiplantae; Streptophyta; Magnoliopsida; Brassicales; Brassicaceae.